Messenger RNA from Solanum pennellii, 408 nucleotides. RefSeq lists its product as uncharacterized. The record is from RefSeq and is a predicted model, not a curated record. The transcript has 3 exons. Gene Ontology annotation, molecular function: nucleic acid binding. Bases 1 to 408 code for a protein of 135 amino acids. NCBI's taxonomy places the organism in Eukaryota, Viridiplantae, Streptophyta, Magnoliopsida, Solanales, Solanaceae.
AUGAAUGGAGCUGUAGAGGCCACCAAUAAGAAUAUCAAGAAGAUUUUGAGAAAAAUGAUUGACAAUCACCGAGGUUGGCACGAGAUGUUUCCAUAUGCUUUAUUGGGUUAUCGGACGACUGUCAGAAGAUCAACUGGAGCUACUCUAUACUUGCUAGUAUAUGGAACAAAAGCAGUCAUACCUGCUGAAGUUGAAAUUUUGUCUUUGAGAAUCAUCCAAAAGGCUGAGUUGAGUAAUGUUGAAUGGGUUAGCAAGAGAAUUGAUGAAUUAACUUUUAUCGAUGAAAAGAGAUUGGUCGCUGUCUAUUAUGGUCAAAUAUUUCUGCAAAUUCCAGCUACCCCUUUUGCUGAGCCAGCUGCACGAUUCGUCCUUGCUAGCCGGGAUAUGGUGACAGAGUUGCUUUAUUAA